UAGAGAGGUUUAAUCUGAAUAAGUGCGGCAACGUCGCUUCCAUUUGGCAGUCAUAGUGCAAGACCGACUGGGCGUGAAACUCGCCCAAAGUUUGCGUGAAAAGUGUGUGUUUUUUUAGAUAUGUGACCCUUGGAUUACUACAAAAGAAAACAACAUAAAAUAGUACAUCAAAAAUGUCCUUAUCCCUACGAAUCAACAUCGUCGACAGCAAUGUCACAAAAACGAUCGUAUUUAGUCCGUCAACGACUGUUCACGAUGCAUGCCGAAUUAUUCGAGAAAAAUGUACCGAAGUACAAGGCCAACCCAAAGACUAUGGCCUUUUCCUCACUGACGAAGAUAACACCACAGGAGUUUGGUUAGAACCAGCUAGAAACCUUGAAUACUACAUCCUCAAAAAUGGAGAUACUAUCGAGUACCGUAAGAAACUCCGAACCCUUAGAGUUAAAAUGCUUGAUGGAACAGUAAAAACUAUGCUGGUGGAUGACUCGCAGAUAGUAGCCAACUUAAUGGUGGUCAUCUGUACGAAAUUGGGUAUCACUAACCAUGACGAGUAUUCCCUAGUCCUGGAGGAGCCUGAGAAUCAAGAAAACAUCGAAAAUCGAAACUAUGGAACCCUUACUCUGAAGAGAAAAAAAGAGGAAAGAGAACGUGAUGCAAAAAUGGAAAGUCUUAAAAGGAAAUUGCAUACUGAUGACGAAGUGAAUUGGCUGGAUCCCUCCAAGACUCUUAGAGAGCAAGGCAUCGACGAGCACGAAACAGUGCUACUUAAAAGAAAAUUCUUCUUUUCGGACCAGAACAUUGAUUCAAGAGACCCAGUGCAAUUGAACUUAUUGUAUGUGCAAGCCAGAGAUGCAAUUUUAAAUGGGGCACACCCAAUUACUCAAGAGAAGGCCUGUGAAUUUGCUGGGAUUCAGUGCCAGAUUCAGUUUGGAGAUUACAUCGAGAGCAAACAUAAACCUGGAUUUCUAGACUUGAAAGAAUUCUUGCCUCAAUCAUACACGAAAAUCAAGGGAAUCGAAAAGAAAGUAUUUCAAGAACACAAGAAAUGCACAGGUUUAAACGAGCUUGAAGCCAAAGUAAAGUACACCAAGACCGCACGCUCCUUGCCAACCUAUGGAGUGACAUUUUUCCUGGUUAAAGAAAAAAUGAAGGGUAAAAACAAACUGGUCCCAAGACUCUUGGGAAUCACCAAGGACUCUGUGCUCAGACUAGAUGAGAAGACUAAAGAAACCAUGCAGACCUGGCCUUUGACUACUGUUAGAAGAUGGGGUGCUUCUCCAAACACGUUCACCCUAGAUUUCGGAGACUAUUCCGACCAGUACUAUUCAGUACAAACAACAGAAGCUGAGCAAAUCCAGCAAAUCAUCGCGGGAUAUAUUGACAUUAUUUUGAAGAAGAAACAAGCCAAGGAUCACUUUGGAAUUGAUGGGGACGAGGGCAGUACCAUGUUUGAAGAAAGCGUAGCUCCUCACAAAGCUUCCAUCAUUCAACACGAAAGCAGCAACGUCGGAAAACUCGAUGUUCAUUCAGUGGCAAAACCGGCAGUUUUAAGAGGCGGGGAUUCUGGACAAAAACUUAUACAUAUGGGCGCGAUGGAAAGUCCGAAAUUAUCCACGAUUAGUGGCCAGGCAAACUUAACUCAUACCCCUCCUAUUACGUCAUACAGGGAAACCAAAGUGCACUCGCUACUAUCGGAACCACAGAGGGCGUUAAUUUCAACGAUCGAGGCAACCCACACGAAAAUCAAAGAGUCGGAGAUCGAAUUGGAAACCAGAGCUCAUUAUCCGGAAAUCGGCACGGACGUGGCCUCUAAGAAAUGGAAACAGGUUACUCUGGAUACCAGCAAGCAGAAUGUCGGAAGUCAAAUUGCUGCUAUGAAUGCUGCCACUGCGCAGGUCGUAACAUUGACCUUGGCCCAAGAAGAGGUAGACCAUCAUGCAGUAGGCGCCGCUAUUACCACCAUAGGAAGCAAUCUGCCAGAAAUGACAAAAGAAGUGAAAAAGAUCAUUGCUUUUACCGACGACGAAAAUAUGGGCGACAAACUUUUGGACGCUACCAGAACCUUAUGUAAAGCCUUUAGUGACCUUCUUAAGGCCGCUGAGCCUGAAUCCAACCAGCCUCGUCAACAGCUUCUUAACGCAGCCUCCCGCGUUGGUGAAGCCAGCACCCAAGUUUUAGCCAGCAUUGGCGAAGAUACUGCCGAGAAUAAGGAGCUACAAGACCUUCUGAUGUCUUUGGCCAAGGCUGUGGCUAACACCACUGCCGCAUUGGUCUUGAAGGCUAAGAAUAUUGCUUCGACCUGUGAAGAUCAACAAACCCAGAACAGAGUUAUUGGGGCAGCGACGCAAUGCGCUUUAGCCACAUCUCAACUUGUGGCAUGCGCGAAAGUAGUUGCUCCGACGAUCCAGUCCCCUGCUUGUCAAGAACAAUUGACGGGGGCGGUACGCGAGGUUGCCAAAGCAGUUGAGCAUUUAGCCGCCAUUUGCAACGAAGCUUCGACCAAUGAUGACUUAAACAACCAAUUGAAAGAUGCCGCCGCUGAGGUUACUAGAUCUCUAAAUGACCUGCUGAAUCAUAUUAAACUAGCAUCGAGAGAAAAGGCCAAAGAAUCAGUACAGGAACAUAGUGUUGAAGAGAUUUACACUGCUACAGACAAAUUAUCCGCUUCUACCGGGGACGCCAGUGAAAUGGUUCGCCAAGCGAGAAGAUUGGGCAACGCUACUGCACAACUAAUCCAAAGUAUAAAGGGCGAAGCUGAACGUUUACCGACCAACACAGACAUUCAACGUCGACUUUUGGCCGCCGCUAAAACUUUAGCUGACGCCACUGCUAGAAUGGUCGAAGCAGCAAGACAAUGUACCGAAUACCCACACGAUAUCAAAUAUCAGGAUCAACUGCGAAGAACAGCCGAAGAUCUAAGAGAUGUAACUAUUGUUGCUGCCACCACGCCAGCGUUAAGAGCGAAACUGGUGGAUAGAGUUCAAGUGUGUGCCCAAAGAGCUAUUUCUUCUGCGACUCAAUGUAUUACAGCAGCACAGACCAGUCAUGAGUACAAUGCGAAUCCCGCGACUAGGGAAGCUCUGAUACAAGACACUAGGGAAUUGGCCGAUCAAAUUCCACCAUUGGUGGAAAGUAUUCGGUCUAAUGGGCAACACCCUGAUGAUACGAAUGCUCAGAGCGAGCUUAUGUACGUUGCUGAGGUCUUUUUACAUCCCGCCACUCAUUUCGUUCAAACUUCUCGUACAGUUUUGCCAACAUUAACGGACCAGUCUAUAACAGAACAAUUGUCGUUUACUAGUCACCAGCUUAAUUCGGAUCUGAGUGAACUCAGGAGCGCUAUAAGCAGAGCCAAACCAGCUUGUCAAGGUCUUGGCUUAGAAGGACCCUCCCAACUGAUCGAUGACCUCCAAGAAGAACUAAGAGAAUUCGAAAGGGCGGUAGAUGCCCAUAGAUUACGUCCCCUGCCGGGAGAUUCAGCCGAAAAGGGAGCCCAACAACUCAUUUCCAGUAGCAAACUGGUGAACCAAGGAGUUGCACAGCUGCUAAGCGCAACCGCCCAAGGAAAUGAGUUAUAUAACUCCCAAGCUGCACGUGAUACUUCGCACAGUCUAAGAAACUUCACUGGGGCCGUCAGAUGUAUCGCAGCUACCAGCGACAACCCGGAGCUGCAAAGAAAGAUUAUACAUUCAGGGCAAGAAGUUUUAGGUCACUCGGCGAGGCUUUUGGAAGAAUCUUAUCGAAGUCUACACACCGUGGACACCACUCCGACUCUACAGAAGGUGGCCAAGAAUGUCAGCGCAGCGUUACAGAAAACUAUUGGCUGUUUGCCUGGUCAGAAAGAUGUCGAUACUGCCAUUACUAAUAUAAUUGAAUGGACAUCUACAUUGGAAACUGGUGAGUUUCCACCCACGAACAAGACUUACGGAGAGCUGCAACAAGAACUUACCACUGCCGCCGCCAAUUUGGACCAAGCCAGCGCAGAAGUCGUUCACUCCGUUCAUCACCCUGUUCAACUAGCCUCUUCCUCCAAAGAUUUCUCUUCAGCUUUCCAUGACCUCCUUCAUGUUUCAAUGGAAAUGGCAGGCGAAACUAAUGAAACUCACGUAAGGGGUGAAAUGGUAGAUUCGUUGAAAAGUGUCUCCACGUCAUCCAGCGCGUUGCUUACUACUGCCAAGUCGCUGAGUGCCGACCCUAACUUACCUAAUGGAAAAAAUCAGUUGGCAGCAGCUGCAAGGGCUGUAACAGAUAGUAUCAACCAUUUAGUAAAUGUAUGCACAUCGGCCGCUCCUGGGCAAAACGAAUGCGACAACGCCAUUCGCAAAAUCCAGGCGAUGCGUUACCUUCUCGAAAAACCGAGCGAACCCAUCAGCGACUAUUCGUACUUCGAGUCUCUGGAUUGUGUCAUUAGCAAAAGCACCGUUUUGGGAGAGGCACUUAAAGGCAUGACAGAUUCGGCCAGGAACAAUUGGCACGAAAAGUUCGCCGAACACGUAAAGAACUUUAGCGGAGAUAUUUGCAGUUUAGUGGAGAUUGCCGCCCAAACCGCUUAUUUAGUGGGUAUAAGUGACAGUACAUCUAUAGCAGGCAGACCGGGCUUAGUAGACCAAGCUCAGUUCGCGAGAGCUUCCCAGGCAAUUAAAAAAGGUUGCGAGGCUCUCACCACAUCGUCCAGCCCCCAAAAGCAAGUGCUAGAGGCCGCCACUAUCAUCGCAAAACACACGAGCGCUUUGUGUACUUCCUGCAGGAUUGCCAGUUCUAAAACAACAAAUCCUGUAGCUAAACGACAGUUUGUCCAGAGCGCGAAGGCCGUUGCCAAUUCUACGUCCGCAUUGGUAAAGGAAAUUAAGGCUUUAGACAGUGAAUAUACUGAAGGGAAUAGGAGAAGAUGUGCUGAGGCUACUAGACCUUUGUUGGAGGCCGUGGAAGACUUAUGUAUAUACGCCAGUUCAAGUGAAUUUGUAACGAUCCCAGCAAAGAUUUCAAUCCAAGCCAGAGAAGCACAAAAGCCCAUAGUAGGAGCAGGAAAUUCUCUUAUUGACAGUUCGUGUUCAGUAAUUUCCGUUGCUAAAAAUCUUGUGGUUAUGCCAAAAGAUCCGUCAACUUGGCAACAGUUUGCCAAAAGCUCCAAAGAUGUUUCUGAUUCGAUAAAAUCUCUGGUUGCUAACAUUAGAAAUGGAGCGCCAGGUGGGAACGAAUGUCUGCAAGCGGGUCAAAUUUUAAAUAACCAUUUGAAGACUUUAGAUGCUGCUUACAUGGAUGCGGUUUCUCAGUCUUUACAGCCGAGAAGGACGGCAACGUUGCCCGUGUUUAGUCAGCAAGUUGAACGUGCUGCAGCUGGUUUAACAGAUACAAUCGAACCUUUACGCCACGCAGCCAAGUACGAAGCCGAAAAUAUCGGACACACCGUGAACCAAAUGAUCCAGUAUUUCGAGCCCUUAGUUCAGAGCACCAUCGGUGCAGCUUCGAACAUGACCAAUUCGAAACAACAGGAACAACUUUUAAACCAGGCCAAAUCCGUGACCGAAAGCGCGUUACAGUUCGUAUACUCUACCAAAGAUUGCGGCGGCAAUCCUCAAGCCAAAAACAUUCACCAAGAUAUAGAUGAAACUGCCGAUUUAACCAAACUGGCCAUCCAAGACCUCGUGCAAUCGCUAGAAGUCAUUUCCACCCAGAGCGGUAUAGUCUCCGGGGUAGUGGACAACUUAACACGUGCAAUGACAAAACUGUCGGACCACAGGGCCUCCCUUAUUAUAUCAGACAGUGAUAACUACGUAGAUUACCAGACAAGGAUGGUGGAGUGUGCCAAAGAAAUCGCCAAGAUUUCGGGCGAAUUAGCAACAAAAGCGGCCACCGAUACCCAACAACUGGCCACUUUGUCUGCCCAGCUUUCGCACAAGUACAUGCAGUUGUCCAACGACAGUAUUGGAGCGGCUGCCGCUGCAACUAAUGGCGAAGUUGCUAUUCGUUUAAAGGAGGUGGUACAGCACUUGGGCGGAGCUUGCGUAGACUUAGUGCAAGCAAGCGGACAAUGUCUGAUAAGCAAAGACGAUAUUAAUUUGAGAGAAGUGGGCGAAUGUUCUAGAACAGUUAACGAGAAGGUUGCUACUGUUUUGGCAACCCUGCAGAGUGGAUCCAGAGGAACUCAAGCUUGUAUUAACGCGGCAUCCACAGUAUCCGGAAUAAUAGGUGAUCUGGAGACAACAAUCAUGUUCGCUACAGCAGGAAAUCUUAAUACGGACAACGAAAAUGAAUCGUUUGCUGAUCAUAGGGAGAACAUUCUGAAAACUGCUAAGGCUUUAGUAGAAGAUACGAAAACUUUAGUGGCUGGUGCCGCUAGUGAUCAGGAACAGUUGGCUGUCGCUGCCCAAAAUUCUGUUGCGACUAUUGUGAAACUGGCAGAAGUCGUCAAGUUUGGGGCGGCCAGUUUGGGUUCCGACAACCCAGAUUCACAAGUGAUGUUAAUAAAUGCAGUCAGAGAUGUCGCCAGCGCCCUGGGCGACUUAAUUCAUGCUACAAAAGCGGCGAGCGGUAAACCCAUCAACGACCCCGCCAUGUCCCAUUUGAAGGACAGUGCCAAGAUUAUGGUGACCAACGUGACGUCACUUCUUAAAACUGUGAAAGCUGUCGAAGACGAGCACACAAGAGGAACCAGAGCUUUGGAGUCAACUGUUGAAGCGAUCGGCCAAGAAAUGAGGUCCCUUUACUCAAGCGAAGGAUGCCGCGCCAACGUCACAGUCGAAGACCUAAUCCGUUGUACUAAGAACAUCACCAAUGCUACCGCUAAAUCAGUAGCAGCAGGAAUCAGCAAUAAACAGGACGACAUAAUUGCUGCAGCCAAUCUUUCGAGAAAAGCCAUAUCAGAUAUGUUAAUCACAUGUAAGAGUGCCGCAUUUACUUUAGCGGAAACGAACGAAUUAAGGGAGGAAACUUUGAAAACGGGUCACGAUUGCGCCAAAGAUUUCAGACAAUUGUUAAUGACUAUCUUAGAGGGCAACGGAUCAGCGGAUAUGAAACAGACUUUAUUGAUUAUUUCUAGGAGAAUUGCCCAGUCCGUUACGGAACUCGUUAGUGUGGCGAAGAAACUUAAAGGCUCAGACUGGGUAGACCCGGACGAUCCGACCGUAAUUGCCGAAAAUGAACUAUUAGGAGCUGCAGCUUCAAUUGACGCUGCCGCCAAGAAGUUAGCCAAUCUCAGACCCCGCGAAACCCCUAAGACGCAAGACAACCUGGAAUCGAUGAACUUUGACGAAAUGAUCUUGGAAGCCGCGAAAUCCAUUACGGCGGCCACUUCUGCCCUAAUUAAAGCCGCCAGUGCUGCCCAGAGGGAACUUAUUGAUAGCGGUAAAAUGUCGAGAUACCCAAUUUCUUCAUCUGAUGAUGGGCAGUGGUCUGAAGGACUCAUAUCGGCGGCAAGACUCGUUGCCGCUGCUACACAUAGCUUGGUUGAAACUGCUAAUGCUUUAGUGCAAGGUAUGGGAAGUGAAGAUAAACUAAUAGCCGCAGCUAAACAAGUAGCGAGCUCCACCGCUCAUUUGCUGGUGGCAUGUAAAGUGAAAGCAGAGGGCGACACAGAAGCUACAAGAAGGCUACACGCGGCUGGCAAUGCUGUUAUUAGAUCUACCGAUAAUUUAGUGAGGGCUGCCCAGCAAGCCAAACAAGUUGAAGAAGAACGGUACUUGGUUAUUAAUAGAAGAAUGGUGGGAGGUAUUGCGCAGGAGAUCAACGCCCAAUCGGAGGUUUACAGGAUAGAACGUGAACUGGAGGAGGCUCGAAAUAGGGUGGUGGCCAUUAGGAGUGCUAAAUAUAGGCAAAAAGGUUAUGACACAUCUGGAGAUGAAACUGACGGCUAUUUAAGUUCGGCACCCGAACAAGAUUCACGCUUCGGACAACACACUCUGGACCGUUCCCGCUCGCCAUACAACCAGUCAUCUAACAAGUACUACCAGCAAACAGACACGUACAGCCACUUGGAAAGUCCCGAAAAAAUCUCUUCUCUGGACCGUCAACGUAAACCUAGCCCCGCUCUUCUGAACGCUAUCAACGAUUUAGACCAAGCAGUUUACGGCGGAAACAACAGUUAUGGUCAAAAAGACUUGUAUGGCACCUCUUACGAAACAUACAGCAGCCCUAGCAAGUCGCCCAUCUAUAAAACUCCUGCUUAUGGUACUGCCAGUACCUUCCAGCCUCAAACCGCUAGUACCCCGGGUCAUUAUGGAUCUUUGAACGCUCCUAGAUAUGGAAGUUUAAAUAUUUCACCAAAGCCUUUUAGUACUUCGCCUCAACCCCCUCACUCACCAAGUUAUAGCGCUGGCAAGUUGGAGGGUCAGAGUAGUGCCGAUACGGUUGCGCGUACAUUUAAGCCUCCUACUUUAACUAGUUUCGAUCGUCCUAAUUCUGAUGGUUACACCAGUUCUGAAUAUACUACAAACACUUUUAAAACCCCUGAGGGAUACAGGACAGACAGUUACAAGUAUGAGUAUUAUCAAGGAGAGCCAAAAACCACUUAUUCAACAAGUACUGAGAAGUACUACACUACAAGUACUGCCAAAGGUGACAAAGGCGCCCUGGGUGCCCCUAACGCAUUUGGAACCUUUAAAAAUGGAGCCGAUGAACAGUACCAAAGUUCUUUUUCUUCAAAUGUCGAGUAUAUCAGUGAACCGCCUGUUUUAAGAGAUAAUGAUACUCUGGAGCAGAAAUUGCUCAAAAAAUCGGUCAGUGAGCAGGUGUUUGAGAAAAAAACAACUACGACCAGCAGAACGACUAAGCAGGAGUCUCAUAUGAAAACAUUUAAGUUUCAAUAACAAAACGGUUUAAGUCAUUUCACUAUAUUUGCAAUGUUAUUUUAAAAGGCUGCCUUAUUAAUAAUUAUAAAGAUAGUUCUAAGUAUCUUUUCCAAGUGGUGCUAGCUGCAAAUAACCAAAAAAAAAAUGUAAAUAAUUUCAGAUAUUUUGACGUUUGGAAACAUGUAUCUCGAAAUAAUUUCUUCACGUGAAUUAACCAAAAAAAAAGAAAUAAUAAAUGUAUAUGUAUUUUGUUGUAGAAUUUUUAUUAUUAUUAUUAUGUGCCAAUAAUAACUGUUUUAUGUUGUAUUGUUCAAAGCUUAACCGUCUAAUUUGUUUUAGUUAAGUGCCUUAAAUAUUCGAAUAUUGUAUAAUAUGAAACAUUUAAUUAAUCUAUACUUAAUGAGAGACUUAAUAUUUAGUAAUUUUACACAAUUUCAAAAGUGCCUAACUGAAGCUUGUACUGUGGUUUUUAAAAACAUCUACCAAGAGUGCCUAAAAACACAAUUUAUAUAAUUUUUUUACUAAACGCACAAACGGAGCAAUUUUUAGAAAAGUAUUUUAUAUUAGGACUGUUCUUGAUGGACUUAACAUUAUUGUUUUUCUUUUCUUUAUUAAUUAUUGUGUUAAAAAAUAUACACUUAACAAUG
This is a messenger RNA of Anthonomus grandis grandis, 9430 nucleotides long. It is a transcript of the gene rhea, whose product is annotated as talin-1. The record is from RefSeq and is a predicted model, not a curated record. Gene Ontology annotation, biological process: cell-cell adhesion. The transcript is spliced from 37 exons. Gene Ontology annotation, cellular component: plasma membrane; focal adhesion; ruffle. The coding region runs from base 174 to 8801 and encodes 2875 amino acids. NCBI's taxonomy places the organism in Eukaryota, Metazoa, Arthropoda, Insecta, Coleoptera, Curculionidae. Gene Ontology annotation, molecular function: integrin binding; structural constituent of cytoskeleton; actin filament binding.